UUAUACCCGCGGCUUCGGCAUUACCUUCAGAUUUCAAAGUAUCCGCCUCGUCUUACGUAAUUGUAGGCCUCGUUGGCAAUGAAAAUGAAGGGUAUUGCAUGACAUGAAAAGAAUCCCCUCAUCUGAAUAGCCAGAUGAAGGGUAGAUGCCUGGUUUUUGUAUUGUUUGAGGUCCUUACUUUGGGGUGGUUGGUCUUCUCCUUCUCACUCGUGUACAGUAGGAUAGUCCGAGCCGAUUUCAUUCGCUGGAGAGUCGAACAGCAUGCUCUUGAUCAUGGAUUGUUGAAGCCAGACACAGCCAAGGAUGAGCGAAACAGCAGUCCCUCGACGAAAUGGCUAAGGACACUCAUCAUGUGCUUGGCAAUUGUGCGGAAGAAACGAAAUGCCGGCUCUGCGACAAUAGCAGCCACUGCCGCCACUCCCGACGACCCGGUGCCUGUCGCCCGGCACCUCAAUUCAGCAGAUACAACAGCGGUGGCAGGUGCAGAUGCAGUACCGGUAUCAAGGAGCAACAGAAGUACCAACAUAACCACGGAUUUGCUGUCAGCCGCAGUCAGUGGGCACACAGACGAUCUCGCAAUACUAGCCAUUGCCGGUGCGGCUCUACUUCUGCUAGCAGUCGCUUGCAUGGUUCUGUAUGCAGUCAUGCUGUCAACAGUGCGCCGGGGUCUCCAAAGGAGAACUAAAGGAAUUCUCAACGACAGAGUAACUAAGGGAAUUCCUGAUGGCAGAGCAUGGUCGAGUAGGCCACAACAGCAGCAGGAGUGUCACGGUGGUGCAGAGUGUUCGUCACUGAUAGCUGAUUUGCUCAUGCAUCAGCAUCACAGCCUGUCGACAUGCCAAGAUGAACCUAUUGAUGCAGCCGUCGGCAGGGACAUCUUCAGCAACAGCACUUCACCUCCUUCCUUCUGUAGCCCCACUGAGAAUACCAGCAUUGAUGGUGUUGGUGGUAGGGGUAGUGGCUCCAGACCACCUUCAUUGUUUGUCAGUGACAUGGAUGAUAGCACAGACCUUUACCCUUGCACCUUUGAUAGCGACAAUGGCGCUGAUAGUAAUGAAGAAAAUGAGGCAGAAGCUAGGGAAGCAGACACGGGGUCCGUGAGCCUUCAUGAUGAGUCAGACAGAACUCUCAAGGCUGAUAAUGCGCACGAGCUUGGCUCCUCAGACAGUCCUGACAACGAGCUGCAGCACAAUGGUGUUGACAGCAGAGUAGAUCUUUUGUUUGCGCAGGACACAUCAUCAGAUGAAGACUGCAGUACUCUAUGCUAUUCUAGCCCUGAGGACAGCAUGUGAGAAUCAUUGCCUGUAAGCGCAGCAUAUCACCCCCCCCCCCCCAGUUCUAUACCAAUACACCCAUUUCAGGUCCAGUACCCUUUAUUUUCCUCUUCCCUUCUUAUGAAAUAAAUAAAUUUCACGGUUCGCGUGAGACUCGGCUGGAAGCCGAGUUUUCCGCAUUCGCCGUGGGAACGCCACCACCCCCUAGGAUCAAAGGCGCAGAUGCCCUUCUUAUGUUCACUUAUAAUUAUUCCUUUCUUAUCUUAAUCCUCUCCUUCCUUCCCACCUACCCCCCCCC
Molecule: messenger RNA, 1572 nt
Organism: Sycon ciliatum
Lineage: Eukaryota; Metazoa; Porifera; Calcarea; Leucosolenida; Sycettidae
Exons: 4
Coding region: 135-1292 (385 amino acids)
Source: RefSeq, a predicted model, not a curated record